GCCCGACCAUGGCCGAGUACUGGAAAUCAACACCAAAAUACUGGUGCAAGUUCUGCUCCACAUUUGUGAAGGACACCAAAUUCGAACGCGCGCAACACGAAGCGACCGGCCGCCAUCAGGGCAAUAUCCAGCGCAGCCUCAAGGGGCUCCAUCGCGAACAAGAGAAUGAAAAGCGCAACCAGGCGCGUGCACAAGCAGAAGUCGCACGUCUAAAUGGUCUCGUGCCAUCUGCAUCCACGCCUUCCGUCGCAACCGGCGUAGGCGGCAAACCUACAUACGAGAAGAAACCACAACAGAAGGCGACAGUAGACGAUAGAAAACGGCAAUGGGAGCAGUUAGCCGCCAUGGGUGUGGCGCUUCCUGCGGCCGCAAGAGGCGACAUGGCGAUAGCAGGUGAAUGGAAGACGGUCAAGGAAGAAGUCGUGGGAGAAGUGACGGAAGACGGAGAGUUCAAGGCGACGUCGCUGAACAAGGGCGUACGGAAGAGGCAGCUUGACGAGGAUGAGGAGGAACGGGAGGCCGCUGGUGAAAUCAUUACGAAACGGAAGGGUUGGGGACAUACCUACAAGAGUUUCCCAGGCAGCAAGGGCGGUGACGACGAUAUCGAGAGUUUGCUCGGGAAGAAAAAGCCGCAAGCCGAGGUCAAGAAGGAGAAACAAGAGGAUGGGGUGAAAGCUGAAGCUGAAGAAGACAACGACACGACAACACUGCAAGAUAUACCUACGGCCGAGGAAGCGGAGGCGAGAGCUGCCGAGACUGUUGUCAAGAAAGAAGAAGAUGCGCCAGCUGCACCAGCUGUGGUAUUCAAGAAGAGGAAGAAGGCGAAAUGAAGGGCAUGACCAGCGAUACAACCCACAGUAUCUGCACUCGCCGCUCACGCUGCUACGCUCCUCGUCCCGAAACUCGCGUAUUCAAGCUUCAACUUGGAUCCCCGUCCAUAGCAGACUUUCUCAAUAAGCUUAGGGAAGCCUCAGAUGAGUUUUGCCGAUAAGGAUGGACAUGCGCAUGCAGCAGGAUAUCAUCACUGACCACCACAAGGGUCUGAGUGACUACCUGGAUGACCAUGCUGAUUAGAAAACAGCCGCAUAUAGUUAGUGAAGUACUGUCUUCAGGUGUCUUUGUGAAGGAGCAACCAAUGGCGGAGCGGAGAGUGCAAAGUAGGAACUUGGGACGUUUACCUCUCAGAAUCAGCGAGACCAAGGUGAAGGAACACCAAGCUCACCGUGCUAUCACAGUACAUGCCAUACUCCAAAUACUUUUGAUGUUUGAUUGUCU
Alternaria rosae is the source of this 1275-nucleotide messenger RNA. RefSeq names its product U1 zinc finger domain-containing protein. NCBI's taxonomy places the organism in Eukaryota, Fungi, Ascomycota, Dothideomycetes, Pleosporales, Pleosporaceae. The transcript has 2 exons. The record is from RefSeq and is a predicted model, not a curated record. Bases 9 to 830 code for a protein of 273 amino acids. Gene Ontology annotation, cellular component: precatalytic spliceosome. Gene Ontology annotation, biological process: mRNA splicing, via spliceosome. Gene Ontology annotation, molecular function: RNA binding; zinc ion binding.